Arachis duranensis is the source of this 670-nucleotide messenger RNA. Its product is annotated as dihydroneopterin aldolase 2. NCBI's taxonomy places the organism in Eukaryota, Viridiplantae, Streptophyta, Magnoliopsida, Fabales, Fabaceae. Gene Ontology annotation, biological process: folic acid-containing compound metabolic process. The coding region runs from base 98 to 514 and encodes 138 amino acids. Gene Ontology annotation, molecular function: dihydroneopterin aldolase activity. Gene Ontology annotation, cellular component: cytoplasm. The record is from RefSeq and is a predicted model, not a curated record. The transcript is spliced from 3 exons.
AAAACAUCUCUUUUCUUUUCUCUUCUUUCAUAUUACAAAGCAAACAAACGAACAAGGUUGUUUCCUCUGCUUCUCCAAGUGUUAAUGUUCACCUUUGAUGAUAGCAGCAACAACAAUGGAAACUGAAUCACUUAUGAGGGGUGACAAACUCAUUCUGAGGGGAUUAAUGUUCCAUGGUUUUCAUGGUGUGAAUCCAGAAGAAAGAACACUAGGUCAGAAAUUCUUGGUAGAUAUAGAUGCUUGGAUGGAUCUUAGAGCUGCUGGUAAAUCUGAUAACUUGUCAGAUUCGGUUAGCUACACAGAUAUAUACCGAAUAGUAAAGGAAGUUAUUGAAGGGCCACCUCACAACCUUCUGGAAUCAGUGGCUCAAAAGAUUGCAAACACAACUCUAACCAAUCACCAUCAGAUAUCUGCUGUUAGGGUUCUAGUUGGAAAACCCCAUGUUGCAGUUAUGGGUCCAGUUGAUUACUUAGGAGUUGAGAUUCAUAGGUUCAGGAGUGAUGUAGCAAACUAGAAUUUAGUUUGAUUUUCAGUGUUGAAUAUUUUGUAACUCUAACUUUGUCUUUUCAUCAUUACAUUGAACUUCCAAGAAUUCUUGGUUAGAUAAGACUUGGUUGUUAUUGUUUCAAACACAAAGACAGCUAUGGUUUUAAAUUUAAUCUCUACUUGA